AUGCCGCACUGGGACCUGUGGCUCCACUUGUAUCGGGGCGAGCUCUUCCACGCCCCCAGUGGAACCACAGGGGUGAGGAAGCCGGUGCGGGCCGGCUGCAUCAUCCUGGUGCUGAAGACCGGCAAGGCAGAGAAGCCGGGAGAGUACAUCCUGGUGGGGUUGACGUCGAACCACGCCGGGUGGGACUCCCUAUGGUUCUACCUACGGAACGACGAUGACCUCCUCCCCGCCUACACCGGGUGCUUGAUCUCGGAGCACCUGGACCGCUGGAGGUAUGGUGUCGUCCAGACCCAUCAAUCGCGGCUCGAUCCCAUCCUCAACGCCCUGAAGAAGCUGCGCGAGGAGGGCCUGACAGCUACACUCGUCCUCUCAGCUGUCCAUCACCAGAGGGCUCCCGCGGACGACGAGGUUGCAGCCAGAGUUAGGGCAGCCGUCGCAGGCGACUUUCAGCCUGAGCACGUCAACGGCUUCCCUAUGAGCCCUGACAAGGGGUCGAUUGACCUGGGAUCGAUUGACGCUCGAUCCUCAAAGCCUCCGGUAAAGGAGGAUGAUAUCGAUCGCAACAAGAGGCGUGAGUCCGCAGAGAAGCAGAAGCAGAGGGGGGAGCCUGAGGAAGAAUCUCCCGAUGAGGACGACGGCAACGAGGGCGACGACGGCAGCGACAACUCCGAAGGGAUGGCGGCCCGUCUCGACAGAAUCCUCGAGGGCCCGCCGCAAGCCGACGUCAUCGUCCCGCGGACAGGAGCCCCUAAGGGGGUGUCGAGCAGUUCCCGCGAUGGCCAACAGGGGGAGUCCUCUCCACGCCAUUCUCGCGCCGACAGCCCUCCUGCGCUUGCGCAGGGUCAGGCCGUCCCUCGCCCCCAACCUCCUCCCGUAUCUAAGGCGGGCCACCGGGUUAAGUCUAUGGCGACGGCGCCGUUGACCCGCGGCCGCACUGCGGCCUCGAGUCAGGGGGAAACAGGUCGUAGAAGUUCUAGCCCUAGCGCUCGCCAGGCGGCAGACGCCGAGCCGAGGCCUACGUCCGCCUAUGAGAGGACCGAGGUCUCGACGCGGGGCGGCUCGAGGCCAGCUGGUCGAGGCGCUGGUCGGCGGGUUGCUCUUCCCGUGGGGUAA
Sorghum bicolor (sorghum) is the source of this 1113-nucleotide messenger RNA. RefSeq lists its product as uncharacterized. Bases 1 to 1113 code for a protein of 370 amino acids. The transcript has 4 exons. NCBI's taxonomy places the organism in Eukaryota, Viridiplantae, Streptophyta, Magnoliopsida, Poales, Poaceae. The record is from RefSeq and is a predicted model, not a curated record.